This is a messenger RNA of Physeter macrocephalus (sperm whale), 1531 nucleotides long. It is a transcript of the gene CFAP126, whose product is annotated as cilia and flagella associated protein 126. NCBI's taxonomy places the organism in Eukaryota, Metazoa, Chordata, Mammalia, Artiodactyla, Physeteridae. The transcript has 7 exons. Gene Ontology annotation, biological process: cilium organization. Gene Ontology annotation, cellular component: ciliary basal body. The coding region runs from base 1 to 864 and encodes 287 amino acids. The record is from RefSeq and is a predicted model, not a curated record.
AUGUCAGUGGACAUUUUUCUGGAGUGGGCAGACGAAUUCAAACAUGACUCCGAGGGCCAACAGCUGGGCAGCGCGCGAGUCAACCGAGACGCCCAGGGGUUCCCAGACACAUCUGAAAUCCGGGCUCCUGAGAGACCUGGUAGCAACGUGACACGAUACCGGCCACACAUCGGUGGGAGGGAAGUGGAGCACAGAGCAGGCAGCCUCCUGUUGGCGUCCCCACUUCGGCCCCAGGAGCUGGAAAUGACCGGGCCUUGUCAUUGCUCACAGUAUGAAAAAGCUUUCUCACCCAAGUAUCUGCAGAACUGGUCUCUCGCCAAGCCAACAAAAGAGAGGAUUUCUUCCCAUGAAGGCUACACUCAGAUUAUCGCCAAUGAUCGUGGUCAUCUGUUGCCUUCAGUGCCCCGUUCCAAGGCAAGUCCUUGGGGUUCCUUCAUGGGCACCUGGCAAAUGCCUCUGAAGGUACCCCCUGCUCGGGUGACCCUGACCUCCCGUACAGCUGCUGGUGCUGCCUCCCUUACCAAAUGGAUACAGAAAAAUCCUGAUUUACUCAAGGCCUCCAAUGGGCUACAUCCUGAAAUCUUAGGCAAGCCCCAUGAUCCAGACAGUCAGAAGAAACUUGGGAAGUCUAUCACAAAGACUGUACAGCAAGCACCAAGUCCAACCAUAAUCCCAAGCUCCCCAGCAUCAAAUCUCAAUUCCCCAGAUCAACUCCAAUGCUCACACCCCUCUGAAGGUCACACUCCAGGUCCCCAAGGCCCACCCAGCUCUCCAAAGAGUCCACCUGGAAGCCCAUGUAUGCUAGAACACUGUGCAGGUCCUAAUUUAGCCGAGGUCCAGAAAUGCAAACCUGGAACUCCAUAAGGGACUAAGGGACCACACUGAGAAAACCUGUCUAGAGAUUGAGUGAUGUACGCAAGACCCCCCAGUCAGGGAAAUUAUGGAUGGGAAUAAAGGCAAAUCUGGAAAAUAAACAGUUUGUUGAAUCUUUUACUGAUUUGGAUUUUUCCCUCCUGCUAUGUCUGCCUCUUUUAACCCAUAACUAGGAGGAGGGUUGUAGGAAAUAGAGCAGGGAAAAGAACAUGACAGUGGCUUGGGGGUAGAACACGCUUUUACAAGGAUUGAGUCAUUUCCAGAAAUAACCAGUCAUCCCUACUUGCUCACUUUUCAUCCUGAGCAUGAACUACAACUUCAAAGUCAGAAGUACAAUCAUUUAGAGUUGAGUGUGUGUAUGUGCAUUUGGAGAAUGUGGGGAAGAAAUGGGUACAGGAAGCCAGAGUAGAAGACACAAUCCUUGUCUAACACUUCAUUAUCUGAUGACAGAGCACACAGGGAAAACAAAUUAGAAUUAUAAAAUCAAAACUCAAGCAAAGGGGGCUUCCCUGGUGGCACAGUGGUUGAGAGUCCACCUGCAGAUGCAGGGGACACGGGUUCGUGCCCCGGUCUGGGAAGAUCCCACGUGCCGCGGAGCAGCUGGGCCCGUGAGCCAUGGCCGCUGAGCCUGCACGUCCGGAGCCUGUGCUCCGCAACG